Molecule: messenger RNA, 369 nt
Organism: Rangifer tarandus platyrhynchus (Svalbard reindeer)
Lineage: Eukaryota; Metazoa; Chordata; Mammalia; Artiodactyla; Cervidae
Source: the annotation of a GenBank genome assembly
AUGGAACAGAUCAUGAAGGCUCAAGCCCUGAGAGACAACUCAACGACGGGUUACACGGCAGCCAAGAAGCACCUGGAGAUCAACCCUGACCGUUCCAUCAUCGAGACCUUGAGGCAAAAGGCAGAGGCUGACAAGAAUGACAAGUCUGUGAAGGAUCUGGUCAUCCUGCUGUACAAAACAGCUCUUCUGUCUUCUGGCUUCAGUCUGGAGGAUCCCCAGACACACACCAACAGGAUCUGCAGAAUGAUCAAACUUGGUCUCGGUAUUGACGAGGAUGACCCCACUGCUGAUGACAGCAGUGCUGCGGUCACUGAGGAAAUGCCUUCCCUGGAAGGAGAUGACACGUCCCGCAUGGAAGAAGUAGACUAA